GGAAUUCGGAUAUUUCGGACAGCGCUUGAACGCGGCAUCAGUCGGACGUUUAUAACUCGGCGAACAAACAGCCGCGUGGAGUCAAGAGUAAACAACCAUGACACGUCGCGGAAAUGUAUUAACCGCCACGUUAACAACAUUAACUCUUCUACUUUGCCUGCGUUCAGUCAGAGGGGACUACUGCCAGGUGAAUGUCUGCCACAACGGAGGAACGUGUGUGACGGGGAUCGGCGAGGAUCCGUUCAUCUGCAUCUGCACGGAUGGCUUCGCCGGAGACACCUGCAACCUGACAGAGACCGGACCCUGCAGUCCCAACCCCUGCAAGAACGAUGGGUCGUGCAAGAUUGUCGCUCCGACCAGGCGAGGAGACGUGUUCAACGAGUACGUCUGCAAGUGCCAGCCCGGCUUCGAGGGAGCGCACUGCCAGACCAACGUGAACGACUGCGCUAACAAGCCCUGUAAGAACGGAGCGGUGUGUCGAGAUCUGGACGGCGACUACGCGUGUCAAUGCCCUUCGCCGUAUGUUGGGAAGCAGUGCCAGCUGAGUUGCAUCUCUCUGCUGGGGAUGGAGGGAGGAGCCAUUGUGGAGUCUCAGAUAUCCGCCUCCUCGCUGCACUACGGCAUUCUGGGUCUCCAGCGCUGGGGCCCGGAGUUGGCCCGACUCAACAACCAGGGCCUCGUCAACGCCUGGACGUCGGCCGCCCACGACAGGAACCCCUGGAUCGAGAACAACAUGCAGAAAAAGAUGCGCCUGACGGGCAUCAUCACCCAGGGCGCCAGUCGCAUGGGCGCGUCCGAGUACGUCAAGGCCUUCAAGGUGGCGAGCGGCUUCGAUGGAAGCGCUUACACCGCGUACAGAGCCGAGGGCCAGCGGAGGGACAAGGUUUUCAUUGGCAAUGCGGACAACGACGGCACCAAGACCAACCUUUUUGACCCUCCCAUCGUGGCCCAGUACAUCCGCAUCAUCCCGGUGGUUUGCCGCAGGGCCUGCACGCUGCGCCUGGAGCUGGUGGGCUGCGAACUCAAUGUUUAUUCGAACACGUCAGGUUGCUCGGGGCCUCUGGGAAUGAGGUCUCGCCUCGUAUCGGACGGGCAGCUUUCGGCCUCCAGCGCUUUCCGCACGUGGGGCAUCGAUACCUUCACGUGGCACCCUCACUUUGCCCGACUGGAUAAGCAGGGCAAGACAAACGCCUGGUCUCCUGCCAACAACAACCGCUCAGAGUGGAUCCAGGUGGAUCUAGAGAAGACAAAGCGCCUCACGGGCAUCAUCACUCAGGGGGCCAAGGACUUUGGGGUGGUGCAGUUUGUGACGGUGUUCAAAGUCGCCUACAGUAACGACGGAGAGUCGUGGAGUGCGGUGAAGCAGGAGAACAGCGGCAAAGAUAAGCUCUUCCAAGGCAACGUGGACAACAACACCCACAAGAAGAACCUCUUCGAGCCUCCGUUCUACGCCCGGUACGUCCGCGUGGUGCCCUGGGAGUGGCACGAGCGCGUCACUCUGCGCAUGGAGCUGCUGGGCUGCGACGAUUAGACGCGGCGCCCGUCGGUCGACCGUGGCGGCGGUCCGUCCUCGUCCCCUCGGACCACAGCAGAGGGAGAAACGCUCCCGUCGGCUGCUGCUGGGACUGUGACACUCGUAGCACUUUCUAACUUUAGUGUUCAUGUUAAUGACGCUGCUUUGGCGUGGCUCACAGGCAGAACACCGCGUGGGUUGUGGAUAACUUGAAUUUUAAUAAUUUUAGGUAAAAACUAAAUGUGGUCCUGGUUCGUGUUAGUUACUGGUGAGUCGAUAGAUAGUGAUAGCAGCGCUCUUCACCCCUUCCACUUCUUACUUAAACAGUUAGCAACCCUCCAUUUUUGUUUUUUAACAGUCUGCGGAGGACCGAUGAAAAAGAUCGUCAUUGCUGUUUAGUGACUUGUGCAAUAAUUUUAUGAUUAGAAAAAAUUACAUCUUUCAAAUUUGAACUGCAUAAAUUUCAGCAGUUUUCUCCACUUUGUUCUCACAAAUAGUUUCAUUGAGUGACGUGAAAUAUGUAGAAAGAUGUGUUGAAAAUAAACCUUGUUUUACAUUUUUUUUAUUAUUGUUAUUCACUGUUUGUGUUGUACUGAGAUCAUUUAUUAAAUAUUUUUAAAAAGGUA
This is a messenger RNA of Gasterosteus aculeatus aculeatus (three-spined stickleback), 2139 nucleotides long. RefSeq names its product lactadherin. The record is from RefSeq and is a predicted model, not a curated record. Gene Ontology annotation, molecular function: signaling receptor activity; calcium ion binding. Lineage: Eukaryota; Metazoa; Chordata; Actinopteri; Perciformes; Gasterosteidae. Gene Ontology annotation, cellular component: plasma membrane.